Molecule: messenger RNA, 5076 nt
Organism: Hyposmocoma kahamanoa
Lineage: Eukaryota; Metazoa; Arthropoda; Insecta; Lepidoptera; Cosmopterigidae
Gene: Eip63E
Product: cyclin-dependent kinase 14
Exons: 11
Coding region: 535-1971 (478 amino acids)
Biological process (GO): protein phosphorylation
Cellular component (GO): cytoplasm; nucleus; cytosol
Molecular function (GO): cyclin-dependent protein serine/threonine kinase activity; heme binding; cyclin binding
Source: RefSeq, a predicted model, not a curated record
CGAGCGCUCCCGCCCGUACGACCUGUCGCAUCUACGAACUUCCGAUUACUACAUCUUCGGAAUUUCUGACGUCACAUUUCUGCAGAUACGAAUUCGUUCUUAUUGUUGCUUCUAUCACAAUAGUUGUGCGUAACUCCGCUUCUGACGGCAGGAAGUUAUUGAAACGAUUGUAAACAGUUUCCAUUCGCGAAACGAGGUGACGAAACUUCUGUUUGGACAUUAUUUUGGGACUGAAACUGAAACCCUUGUUUGAGGGAGUGUUGUGUAAUUGGAAAGGACAGUGUAGCUAAGUUAGUUAAGUGAUUCUAGUUCCAGCGUCUUUUAUUAGUUUGCGAAGAACAGGUUGGUAGCUGAGUAGCACUUAAAGUAGCGUUAAAGGCUCGAACAAAGCGAGUAGGACUAGUUUCAUUGGAGAAGCAUACAAAAGCCGGCAAGCUGUAUUCCUUCGAGAGUUUCAAGGUUUACGAGUACGAUGAAGAUCGAACGUACAAUGGCCACGACGAUGACUUUGGAACUUCCAAAAGAAGCGUGACAAUGAGAGAAAAAAGGGGUGGCGCGCUAAGCAAAAUGCAAAAGCUUAGAAAACGCCUGUCCCUUAGCUUCGGUAGAUUAUCAACAAAAGACGAGCCAGACGGCGAUAGUAGUGAAUGCCGCGGGCGGCAAAACGGCGGAGGCAGAGACUCGUCGCUGCACUACAACGGCUACUCGGAGGAGUGCCUGGACCGGCUCGAGCCCAACGGGAAUAUACCGCACGAUAAAGACUCACAUUACGAUUGGAGCGGUGGCGGAAAUGGAGAGUACCGGGUCAGAAGACAGCUGUCAGUGUCUUCGGACUCCAAGCUCCUUGACGAGAGCGCGCGGGAAGACGCGCGCGUGGUGAUGAGACCUAAGCGGCCGCCGCGGCCCAAGUCGGAGGCCUUCCUCGGGCCGCACGACAAUUCGAACCGCCGCACGAAACGGUUUAGUGCCUUUGGAGGUGAUUCUCCGUUCGGGAAAUCCGAAGCUUACAUUAAACUGGAGCAGCUCGGAGAAGGCUCCUACGCCACGGUCUAUAAAGGGUAUAGCAAUUUAACGCAGCAGGUGGUAGCGCUAAAAGAGAUCAGACUACAAGAAGAAGAAGGUGCGCCAUUCACAGCUAUCAGAGAAGCGUCGCUACUUAAGGAGUUGAAACACGCCAACAUUGUCACAUUGCACGACAUUGUGCACACGAGGGAGACACUUACAUUUGUGUUCGAGUUUGUGGACACGGACCUAUCGCAAUACAUGGAAAGGCAUCCUGGAGGGCUCAACCAUCACAAUGUCAGACUGUUUAUGUUUCAACUCCUAAGGGGGCUGUCUUAUUGCCAUCGAAGAAGAGUGUUACACAGAGACGUGAAGCCUCAGAACCUCUUAAUAAGCUCCCACGGCGAGCUGAAGCUGGCCGACUUCGGUCUGGCAAGGGCCAAAUCCGUCCCCAGCCACACCUAUUCACAUGAAGUUGUCACACUUUGGUAUAGACCUCCGGACGUACUCCUGGGCAGUACUGAGUAUUCAACGUCCCUGGACAUGUGGGGCGUAGGGUGCAUCUUCGUGGAGAUGCUGUGCGGUGUGCCCACCUUCCCUGGAGUAAGGGACACGCACGACCAGCUCGACAAAAUUUUCAAGGUUGUAGGCACACCGACAGAAGAAAGCUGGUCAGGGGUCAGUCGUCUUCCAGGUCUUCGUACUCACGUAUCACGAUGGGGCACAUGCCCAGCGCGGCCGUUGGGGGCAGCCUUCCCCCGGAUGAGGGACGCCGGUCGCGAGGCUGAGAGGCUGGCAGCGGCUUUGCUGCAGCCGGAUCCCAGCAGACGUCUGGCCGCUCACAGAGCGCUGCAUCAUGCGUACUUCGCGUCCUUACCACCGCGGCUUAGAGAACUGCCUGAUGAAGUGUCAAUCUUCACAGUGGAAGGCGUCAGUUUGCACCCGGAGACGCGGCACGUCAUGAAGUGAGCGUCGUGCGUUUGCGUCAAACCUUAGUCGAAUCUGUUGCGAGUUCGUUUCUCUUACGUGUUCGCCUUCGCCGGUGAUAACUAUUAAGACCUUACGCGUCUGCCUUAGUUAGUACGUUUCAAUUCCUAUAGUUUUAAUGAACAGUCGAAAUCUGGUUAACUCAUGUUCGGUGGACCAAAAUUUCGUGAUAGUUCUCGCAUCUAGUUUAAACGCAACGGGCAUCGAAUGCCGGCGACAGUAUUUGUUACAUUUGAUUGGUUGAUUGGUCACUCCUUACAUAUGUUACUUGUCCAUCCGUCGAACGCCUCGACAUGUAUUAGCGCUUGUAAGCUUCUGAUUAUAUCCAUCCAUAUAAUUCAAUUAUUCUAUGGUGACAAGGUAAACCGAUAGGUACCGAGUUUACGAAUUAAAAAUAUAAUUAUAGAAACAGAGCAGUGUGCCAUGUAAAUCUAUAAUCGAGAAGAAUAUGACGUGUUAUUUUAAAAGAUUUUUAUGCUGGAUAUAAAAUGCUCAUAAUUUGGUAAAAAUUUUGAAGAUGUUUAUUUAUAUUUACUAAGGGAUAAUUGUCGAUGAAUUCUAAUGCAGUCUUAUGAAAGAUUUAGCACGAGCCCCUACGACGAGUAUUUCGCAAUGAACUUACGACAAGUGAGAAGUGUUAAAAUCGAUCAAAGCAAUUAACUUUGCGAGAGUAACUCGUACUAGGGGACCUUACUUAAUUGCGUUCUUUGAAUCUUAUGCACACAUUCCUUCCACAGUGCUCAAAUAGUAAGGUUAGGGUGGCGAGGAGUGUAACCUCACAUUACGUACUGUAUCUCUCUGCACGCUUGCAUUAGCUUCCAUCGCUUUGCACCAACUAUCCUGCCCGCUGGCAACCACUUCGUAGCGAGCGAUGGACUGCAUCCAGUGAUACGACGAGAAUUGAUCGGAGAUACUAUUACCAAAAUUAUUUAAUAUCACGACAGAUCUCAAAUUUAUGAAGUGCGGGACCGUCCUAUUGUAAAUUGUAACGUGAUAGGAAAAUUCGAUUUAUAAAGAUGUUUACGGAAAAAUUGAUUAAUCAUUUUCUUUUUAAGGAAACUUUAGAGUAGAUGGGUCUCUGUCUAGCCUAAAAACUAGUGAAUUUAACCAGUUUAGUCAAAUUUUAGUGGUCCCUCACAAUAUAAGGUUACGAUUGCCGUGUAAUUUAGCGGACCGGCGCAUUGGCAACUUGAAAGUACGUAAAUAAGAAACCGAAUGCGAUCUUGCUCUCGUCUUGUCUAGUUUAUAUACUUCAAUAAAGUCUGUGAUUUGAAAAUAGUUCUACGAAACAUAAACACCAAUUUGUGCCAACGAUUUAAUAAUGCUUGAUAAUAUUCGCUGAUUCUAAAACAAGACGAUAAUGGGAUCUCAUUUAUUGGUCGUUUUACAUCGCUUAAGAUGUCUCGAUGCUAAAUCUAGUCGAUAGCAUCCGGGACCAUCUCUUCGGCGUGAAGGUAAAACGACCUGUGUCGAAUAGCAAUAAAGUCGUAGUUCGCGUACAUUUUUCGAUAGCUUUACAAUGUUGGCGCACUAGGAACAGUUCCGCGUUAAUGGUAUUUACCAUAACUAUCUCGUAAUAAGCCUUGGAGCUGCGUUUACCGUUAUUGUUCUUUACAGCCGCUAAGAAAACAUUUUUCAAAAUAAAAUAAAAACUCACUUUCAAUUAUGGUUAAAUAAUUACGAUUAAUAAUAAGCUAAUUGAGCAAUAACUAGAAAUGUGUCAUCUGGAAGUAACGAAACGCACUUGACGCACUGCCAGUACACUGAGAAAUAGAUAAGUGUAAUUUAGUGUCGAGUUGUCAGUGUGCGCGGAGCCUAGUGAGCGUAGAACAUUAGUGUAGUGCAUACCGUGCCUAAAAGUUGUACUAAAUGGAGUUAGAAUAUUUUUUUAUACUGUUUAUUGUGUACAAUAUCUAGUUUACCAAUCAUACUAAUUUUCAGGAAGAAAUUCAGCUUAACGCAUCAAUAUUCAAGUCCGUACAGUGCGUAAUCAAGUGUAAAGAAAUGAAUAUCGAUGCCUUACGGUCUUACACGUAUCUUACAAAGAGUGAUUAUUCAAGAGAUGGCAAACCUUUCUAUUUAUUUUAAAUUUCUUAUCAAGGGUGUUAAUUUGGAUGCAUUAUUUUAAGAAUAGGUAAAAGCCAGUGUGUGAAUAUGAAAGGAAUGUGAUGUGAAAUCAGCCUGCAAAAUUUGUAUAUACAAUACAUUUUCCGCAUUUCAAUUUCAAUUUUAAGAUACGAGAUUGAGAAAGUAAGGCGACGAUAUUAGAACAUGAGAUGUGGCAAACACACAUGUCCAUAAUAUUAAUAAUAAUAUCGACACCGAAGAGUAACCGGUUAUCUGCAAAAUCACGAUUUUAUAGUAGAUCGUUUAGAUUAGCUAAAAUUUUGAGCAAUGAGGCAAUAUAAAAAGCUGAUAUCUGAAGGGUAUUCAGAAUAUAUUUAUUAUUCUCUCAAGUCUUUACUUCCAAAACGCUCUCCUGUAAAAUUGUGAUUUUUCAGAUAACCUACCUUUGUUGUCGUAACGUAACUUACACUUAUGGUGGAAAAAAUAUACAUUGUUCGAUUUACAAUUUCAUGUUCUAUAUGAUGAUCACUAAUUACAGGUCUUUUAAAACGGUGUGAUUUCCUUUUCUCUAUAUUUCGGAACGGUUACACGCUCCAUGGUCACGGGUCGACUAGUGCACCUACUACACCGUGGUAAGAAACCUGUAAUUAGUGAUAAUAAUUUAGUAAAUAACCACGAAAGUUUUGAAAGUCCUAAUCACGUUCUAUGUCGUUAUGUAAAUAAUUAAGUUUUUGAAAUAUUUUGUUAUAAUGCGCAAUUACGCCUGUUCCAACUUCCUUAAUGCUGUUUGAAUGUUCAAAUAAAACUCUGUGUAGGGAGCGCGCUUUCGUGGUGACUGGUUUCUUCUGUCGCGUCUAGCUGUUCCCACUAGAUCGUAGGAACAGCAAAACGAUAAUUUAUGGGUUCACGGCAGCCGCCUUGUGGUUUGCACGACAGAAUCGUUUGAAACUGCGAUUAUCUGUCGUCACAUUUUUAUCGUGACGUUUUAUUUAUCGUCGGACGACUGUCGUUGUAGCUGUU